GUUAGCAGCAGCCGUCAGAGCCGAGCUGAACUGCGGGGAGCUACCGCCGCUCAGGGCCGACUAGCGACUGAAACUUCACUGCCAAGAUGUCCGACGAGGAGCAAGAGCAGACCAUAGCCGAGGACCUGGUGGUCACCAAGUACAAGAUGGGUGGUGACAUCGCCAACCAGGCUCUUCGCCUGGUUGUGGAAACAGCUAAGCCUGGUGUGUCGGUGCUCAGCCUCUGUGAGAGGGGGGAUGCCUACAUCAUGGCCGAGACUGGAAAGGUCUUCAAGAAGGAAAAGGAAAUGAAGAAAGGAAUUGCCUUUCCCACCAGCGUCUCAGUCAAUAACUGUGUUUGCCACUUCUCUCCCCUGAAGAGUGACCCCGACUACACACUUAAAGAUGGGGAUCUGGUCAAAAUAGAUCUUGGGGUCCAUGUUGACGGCUUCAUUGCUAAUGUUGCUCACAGCUUUGUGGUGGGAGCCAGUAAGGAGAACCCCAUCACAGGAAGGAAAGCCGAUGUGAUCAAAGCGGCCCAUUUGUGCGCAGAAGCAGCUCUUCGUCUCGUUAAACCUGGUAACCAGAACACUCAAGUGACAGAAGCCUGGAAUAAGAUCGCUCAGUCGUUCAAAUGCUCACCCAUCGAAGGCAUGCUGUCUCAUCAGCUAAAGCAGCAUGUCAUAGAUGGAGAGAAGACCAUCAUUCAGAACCCGACAGACCAACAAAGGAAGGACCAUGAGAAGGCAGAGUUUGAGGUACAUGAAGUCUAUGCUGUGGACGUCUUGAUAAGCACCGGAGAAGGAAAGGCCAGAGAUGGGGGUCUCAGGACCACCAUUUAUAAGAGGGACCCCAGUAAGCAGUACGGCUUGAAGAUGAAAACUUCCCGUACAUUCUUCAGUGAGGUGGAACGACGCUUUGAUGCCAUGCCCUUUACUCUCCGCGCGUUCGAUGAUGAGGCCAAAGCCCGUCUGGGUGUGGUGGAGUGCGCCAAACAUGAGUUGCUACAGCCCUUCAGUGUGCUCCACGAGAAAGAGGGAGAGUGUGUAGCUCAGUUUAAGUUCACAGUGCUGCUGAUGGCCAACGGGCCACACAGAAUCACCAACGGGCCCUUCGAUCCAGAGCUCUACAAGUCAGAGCAUGAAGUGCAGGAUGCAGAGCUACGGACUUUACUACAGAGCUCUGCAAGCCGUAAGACACAGAAGAAAAAGAAAAAGAAGGCCUCAAAGACAGCAGAAAAUGCAACUGGACAGCCAACCGAGGACACAGAAGCCGUAGAAUAAAUAAAUAAAUAAAAUACUGCCUUUCCACACAUGCAAGACCCCAAAGAGAAGCAAGAGAAAACAUGACAAAUUGCCUCUGCCCGU
Plectropomus leopardus (leopard coralgrouper) is the source of this 1346-nucleotide messenger RNA. It is a transcript of the gene pa2g4a, whose product is annotated as proliferation-associated 2G4, a. The record is from RefSeq and is a predicted model, not a curated record. Lineage: Eukaryota; Metazoa; Chordata; Actinopteri; Perciformes; Serranidae.